AUGGCCAGUCCAACCGACAGUCUAGCCCCUAAGGGCCCCAAACGUCGCCUACGCGCAGCGGUGUUGGCCCUGGAUGUGGGCAUGACCGCGACCCGGGCGUGCCUCCUGACUCUGGACAGGGACGACGCCCCGGCCAUAAUAGCGAGCGAGGGGAGCAAACGGGUGACAGGGCAAGGGUACUGUGACUGCGACUUCCCCUCUACCGCCUUCCCGUUCGACCCUGUCCCAAAGCUCGAGGACUGCCUCGGCUAUGGUGCUGAAGCGCGGUCCAUGUCGAUACCCCUGAAGCUGUACUGGAUCGCCGUCGAGGGGCGCAACCUGCAGAGCCGAAAACACCAUGGCGAAGUCCGAAAGCUUCGGAAGCUCUUCCCUCCUAUCAGCGACCUGUUCCGGGAGGUGAACAGCAAGAAAAGGCAGGGGCGGCAUAAGGCGGAUUAUCAGCGCGACGUGUUUUCGCGCCUGCGCCAGAUUUUCAUUGCCCAUCUUAAGCAGGUCAAGAGACAAGCCGAAACGCGGGCGUACUUUGAGAACUACGAGGUGGUCGCCGUCGCGGCCACGCUGCCUCCCGCGUGGACCGCCAAGACUCAGGGAAACUACCUGAAGCUGCUCCGAGAGGUCUGGGAGGAUAUUCCAGCGGACGACUUCCACUGGCUGGAAGAGUCCGAAGCGAUUGGGCAUUACCUGUUGCGAAACAACAGCGUCCAACCGGAAGACAGGGGGACGAUUGACACGUUUCUCUUGAACAACUUUGGCGGCCACACAAUGAGCUCCUACACGUUCGAGCUUGUCUGGCAAAAUGACGGCUCAAACGCCUCCUUCUUCACCACUUCCAACUCUACCUGCACGUACGGAGGUUCGGAGAUGCACACGCUCUUGGUCAAGGAACACAUCCAAGAACAAAUCGAGCAGCGCAACCUCAAGUUGACUGAUGAGGAGAGGCAGCACCUUAUGAAGAAGUGCCUGGAGUAUUACCGGCAUAAUCUGAGGGAGGACCUGACGGACGAGAGCUUUACGGUCCGGGGAAGCAGGACCAGGAACGGAAAGGACCUGGAGUUUGAGCUCAGCGCGGAGACAUGCCGGCGGUUCUACGCCGUUUGCUUCGGUAAGCCGCUCCAACACUUGUUCGAGAAGAUUGACGAGCAUGCGCGCACCCAUACGAUGGUGGUUCUGUCAGGGGGAAGCUUUCUCAACAAAGUUGUACUUCUUCAAACGAAGGCCAAGAUUGUAAAAGCGCGUAUGAAGUUCAUUGAGACAGACGGCGUCCGGGAUGCGGGCAACAGGUCCGCGAUUGCCUGCGUCGGAGCCGCACUCGCUCUCAGACACGCCAUCACGGUCCGUGAGUUCAUGGACGGGGCCGUCUUCGCCGUCAAGGACGCCACGUCUGCGAAGUUUUCGACAGCCCUCGCGAUACUAGAUCGGGGCGUGGGCGUCACGGACAGGUACGGCCCGAUCUUUGAUCUCAACACAGCAAGUGAGAUUGUCUGUGGCCCGUUUCACCCACCACGCGGGCGGCGCCCUGUAGGCGGCUCCGGGCGCAGCCAGGGCAGAAUCGUACACGAGGUUCAGCUCCAAAAGGCAUAUGUUUUCCACAAGCUCGGCAAGUAUGGGUGCAAGGGCAAGUGCACAGUCGCUCUCAGGUACGAGCCGGAGAACGAGGAGCACACCGACCAGCUGGUCAUGACGAUCACCCCUCGCCGGGGUGGUCUUGGCUGCAGCGUGACGCGGACGAUUCCUAUCUUCUACUGCCCCGGGUCGUGCGUGGUAUUCGUGGACCAGGACAACUACAACGCGCGACAAGAGGACGGCGACGGUGUCCCGGCCCGAGGACGGCGGAACGCGGUAAGCAAUGGACGCACCGAGCAAGAUGAACUGGACGAACAGAACGGCCCGGACGAGACCGAGGACGAGACCCAGGUCAGGGACGGCCAUCAAGAGCUCGCCGUUGAGAAUGAGCAUGCGCCGAAAGACGACAUGCCCCCGCUGUUGUAUCUCUCGAAGAGGCCCCUUCAGAACUCGUGCUUACUGUUGACUCGACCAAACGGCGAGACCGCAUCAAAAGACGAGGCCGCAUCAGAAGACGAGGCCGCAUCAGAAGACGAGGCCGCAUCAGAAGACGAGGCCGCAUCAGAAGACGAGGCCGCAUCAGAAGACGAGGCCGCAUCAGAAAGCAGGCCGACCCCGACGACGAGCAUCGCCAGCUCAGAGACCCCAAAGGCCCUACCGUCCGCGGCCAAGACAUCAUAG
Purpureocillium lilacinum is the source of this 2244-nucleotide messenger RNA. RefSeq lists its product as uncharacterized. The record is from RefSeq and is a predicted model, not a curated record. Lineage: Eukaryota; Fungi; Ascomycota; Sordariomycetes; Hypocreales; Ophiocordycipitaceae.